This is a messenger RNA of Saccharomycodes ludwigii, 1251 nucleotides long. It is a transcript of the gene OM45, whose product is annotated as Om45p. The record is from RefSeq and is a predicted model, not a curated record. Lineage: Eukaryota; Fungi; Ascomycota; Saccharomycetes; Saccharomycodales; Saccharomycodaceae. Bases 1 to 1251 code for a protein of 416 amino acids. The transcript has a single exon.
AUGUCCACUAAAUUUUUAUUGGGUACAGCCGCUGUAGUGGCCACAACAUAUGUCUAUUAUGAAAAACAAAAUCAAGAACAAAAAAGAAAAGAUAGUUUAAUCUAUACCGGUGAUGGUACAAGGAAUGGCCUAUCUGAUGUUGGUAUAAACAACAAUACCACCGCUAAUAGGUAUAACCAUUAUCAACAACAGGCAAAGUCUGCAAUUAAUGAUUUGCCAACAAGUACUGGGUCAGUUCAAACAUCUUGUUUGUCAAAUAUCAAACAAGGUAUUAAGGAAGAUGCCAUUAGUUUGAAAAAUGCAAUCGUUGGUGGUAAUAAUGGUGUUGUUUCAAAUGCUGAGGACCUGGCUGCUGAAUUGCAGCACACCGCUAGAUCCACAUAUUAUGAUGGGAAAGCAAGUGUCGAGAAUAAAACACACACAAUUUUUGAUUCUGGAGUCAAUAAGUAUGAAGCUGCUAGAGCUAAGUUAAUUAAUGAAGUUGAUAGUACUACUAAGAAAUAUAACGAAUUAAAGGAAUCUUUAAAAACUACUACAGAAGAGCAGCGUGCAAACAUCCAAUCUCAAAUCGAUGAGAGUAAGAGUAAGUUGCUUGAUCUGCAAAAAAGAUUAAAAGAGUCGGCAUCUGACUAUCAUGCUAAGAUAAACCCUAAUGUGAAAAAACUAAGUGAUUCAAUUUACGAAAAUACACUGGGUCAUAUUGAUGCUACUGAUAAACCUCAGAAUGAAGAAAAUUCGGUUAAAACAACUGCUAAAAGCAUUAGAGGGUGGGGCGAUACUGCCGAGAUAUUGGGUCAAGAUACAGUUGAUGAUUGGAAGUUGAACAACUCUGCUGGUAAAUCUAAAGCUCAAGAAGAGUUGGAUAGAUUGAAGGAUGUGAAAAGAAAAGGUUGGUAUAGCUAUGACAAUGAUGGAAACUUGGUUGCCGCAACUAAAAAAUCUUUAGAGGGUUGGGGUGAAACCGCUGCCGAAUUCAGUAGAGAACAAUAUGAGGAGGCACAGGCUGGGUUAAAAAAGUUAAAUGGGGAUGCUUCUGAUAGUUUGGAAAAAGUUAAUGAAAAUGCCAAGCAUUGGUGGCAAUGGGGCACUUCGAAGGGAAAAGAAGGUUUAAAUAAGGUUAAUGAUGGUGCAGUAAAUACCACGAGUCAAGUUAUCGACUCUACUGGCCAAGGUUUGGAUUAUUUAAAUGAUAAGGCACAGUCCGGGUUGAGCGAUGCCAAUGAUUUUGUCGAAAAACAAAAGAAGAACUAG